GUGUUUCCGCCGUCGGACAGUAGCAAGAUGGCGGCGGGCGGCAGUGGAGAAGAUGCGUUUCAGACCUUCUACACAGAGGUGAAGCAGAUCGAGAAGAGAGACUCUGUUUUGACGUCUAAGCAGCAGAUCGACCGGUUACUGCGACCCGGAGCCUCCUACUUCAACCUCAACCCAUUUGAGGUGCUUCAGAUCGACCCCGAUGCCACAGAUGAGGAGCUGAAGAAACGCUUUCGGCAGCUCUCCAUCCUUGUUCACCCGGACAAGAAUCAGGAUGACCCAGAGCGCGCGCAGCUGGCCUUUGAAGCGGUGGAUAAGGCCUACAAGAUGCUGCUGGACGGUGAUCAUAAGAAGAAGGUGUUGGACGUGAUUCAGGCAGGGAAAGAGUACGUGGAGCACAUGGUGAGCCAGAAGAAAAAGCAGCUAAAGAAGGAUGGAAAGCCGAUCAUCGUGGAGGAAGACGAUCCAGAGAUGUUCCGGCAGGCGGUGUAUAAGCAGACGAUGAAGCUCUUCGCUGAGCUGGAGAUCAAGAGGAAAGAGCGGGAGGCCAAGGACAUGCAUGAACGGAAGCGGCAGCGGGAGGAGGAGAUCGAGGCGCAGGAGAAGGUGAAGCGCGACCGCGAGUGGCAGAAGAACUUCGAGGAGACGCGUGACGGCCGUGUGGACAGCUGGAGGACCUUCCAGGCCAAAGGGAAAACCAAGAAGGAGAAGAAGAACCGCACCUUCCUGAAGCCGCCUAAAGUCAAGAUGGAGCAGCGCGAGUGACACACACACACACACACACACACACACACACACACACACCUCUGUACAGAACCCUGACAAUGAUGAUGAUGAUGCUGAUGAUGAAGAGCAGCAGUGUUCUCCUGUAGAUCAGACUCUGAGCUGCUCCUGCCUCUUCUUCUUCUUCUUCUGUUGUAGUUUUUAUAUUGUGAACAAUUAAACCCUGUUGAGUCCA
Molecule: messenger RNA, 955 nt
Organism: Danio rerio (zebrafish)
Lineage: Eukaryota; Metazoa; Chordata; Actinopteri; Cypriniformes; Danionidae
Gene: dnajc8
Product: DnaJ (Hsp40) homolog, subfamily C, member 8
Cellular component (GO): nucleus
Source: RefSeq, marked provisional